This is a messenger RNA of Cydia strobilella, 2359 nucleotides long. RefSeq lists its product as uncharacterized. Bases 83 to 2176 code for a protein of 697 amino acids. NCBI's taxonomy places the organism in Eukaryota, Metazoa, Arthropoda, Insecta, Lepidoptera, Tortricidae. The transcript is spliced from 7 exons. The record is from RefSeq and is a predicted model, not a curated record.
AAGCGGUUGGGUUGUGUAUUGUUUGGUUCCCAUUUGUAAACGGGAUUUGCUAGUGGAAUAAGUGUUUUUGUGUUAUUCAAUCAUGGAAUCUGUGGAAGAACGCUUGAAUAAGGCUCGUCAAGAGCGCAUUGCUAGAGAAAAAGCGAGGAUCGAUAAGUUACGGGAGUUGAACCUCAAGAAAUACAAUCAAAUCGAGCCCCAGGGUCUUACUAAGGCGUCGUCGACCGCUUCCCUUUCUAAAACACGUAAUAAUACCAUUAAACCCAAAAAUGACUUCUCAAAGAGCAAUCUCAAAUGUCCCAGCACUAUUAGAGAGGUCAAGAAUAAUUUUGGCAUUAAUGACAAAAGACCUCUUACGACCGCGAUGCCACUAAAGAAACCAACUGCAGAAAUUAAGCCAGUUAUGAAAAGCGCUGUUCCAAAAGUAACUGAAGUUAAGAAUGACGCCAAAAUGGUGACAAAAACUGUUAUGAAUACUGUAAAAAAGGAUUUUAUUAGCAGCAAUAAAAUUAUUUCCAAUUCUGUUAAACUGCCGGUUAAUGGAGUUAAAAGUGUCCCAAAUGUUGCUAGAAAAACUUUGGCCCCUAUCAAGAUGGCUAGCCAAUUGAAAUUGUCAGAAAAUCUGUCUAAAAUGUCUGAGACAGCUAAAGAAUCUACUAGAAAAAGCAUGCUACCAAAUCAGCCAUUUGAUAAACCAAAGCUAACUGCCAGAAAAAGUAUGGCACCAAUCAACCAGUCAAUAAUAUCUGAAAAACCUAUGGAGUCGUCUAGAAAGAGUAUGAUACCGAUGCGGCCACUCAGUGCGACGAAAAAGAGAGAAUCUGUGUUUGAUCGCCUGUACAAGCCUAAAACAGUUCAUAAGACUGAAUUGAGUGAUACUGAUAGACUUCAGAGAGAUCCAAUAUUUUUACAUAAGGUAAUGCAGCAGGGAAGCCUGAUUGCCAACAAAAGGCGCACAAUAUUCGGCCCUAGCUUCGCCAAGCCCGUGACAAAGGAGCCGGUGCGCAGGUCCAUCUCCGCCAUCCAUCUGAAACGGAUCAGCAGGAAGGAGCUAGGGAACUGCUACCAGAAGUGGUCAUCUAUUGGCGAAAAACUCAACGAAAUCGACUUAACAACCACAAACGAAGAUGACAAAGUGACACAAGACACCAUACAAUCAGCCAUCAAGAGCGAACGCAAGCGCGUCCGCCUACAAACACCGACAUUCACUCCUAGACCGGCCGAGAUGCAACACAGACUGCAGAAAUGGCUGCAGUCCCGAGGGAAAUCCGUACACUCCUACCAACACUUACAGUGCUUUGGGAUACAUCAUUUGGCUGAGAAACCUAUUAAACCGCUGUUCAUAAAGCAAGUUGAACAGGAUAAAGGAAAUAAGGAAGAUUUUGAUGAAGAGAAUAAAGAGAAUAUAGAAUUGGAGCAUGAUAGCGACAAUGAUUCUUACAGUGACUGCAUGAAUGAACCUAAUGAUGAUCUUAAUGAUAAGACUAAGUGGAGGGGUCGGGUUAGCUAUGUGAGUGACAGUGUGUGUAUGAAUGAUAGCGAUCAUGAUACUACGCUGAAUUCUGAUGAGGAUGAUGUGUUGUUGGGAGCGCUUAAUGAUCUUACGGAGUUGCUGCGUGAGGGCUUCGACUGGGAGCAAUGCGCGCGCUGGUUGCGCGCUGUCCGCACCCGCUUCCCGCACGCGCCGUCUCUGGCCGCCUAUUGGGAGUGUCGCGCCGCACUGGAGGAGACUCGCGGGGACUUACCCGCCUCUGUGCAAUGCUGGGAAGAAGCUAUAGCCAAGGGAACACAGCACUCGGUAGUGGACGCGAACCUAGACCAGCUGCUAGACAAGUUCAUGCAGCUCAAGAUAAGUCCCAACAGUGGGAAGCGGGACCGCGUGGACCCCAAGCUGGUGGACGUGAAGAACGUGUUCAAGAGUACCAUCAUAAGGUUCGCUGUUCAGCAGGCUAAAUUACGCCAGUCCAACCAGUCCGAGCAGCCCACGCACACCGUGACCCCCGUGCGCCGCAGCGCCCGCCUCAGCAGCCACUGGGGCAUCAAGAUUCAAAGAACCCCCCGCUACCAGAAAACACCCAAAACUCCUCUACAGAUAUGUUCCUCGAUCAGGCAAGCUGAACUUAUGGGGGAGAAAGUGCUGUUUGUACCUAACACCACUUUGUGUAACACUCCUUAAUGCUAUGACGCUUUUGGACGCCAUCUUCCGCUAUACACAUCUAAAAACGCCUACGUAUAUGCUCCUCAAGUUAUACAAGCUGGAAUUAUGGGAGAAAAAGUGCUGUUUGUGCCUAAUACUAUUUUAUGAAACACAUCUUAAUGCUUUAAUCGCCUAUAGCCGGGACACAGAGCGAGCAUACGC